AUGCAGAUCUUCAUCAAGACGCUCACGGGCAAGAUCAUCACGCUCGACGUCGACCCGCCCGACACGAUCGCCAACGUGAAGCAGAAGAUCGAGGACAAGGAGGGCAUCCCGCCGGACCGGCAGCGCUUGAUCUUCUGUGGCAGGCAGCUCGAGGACGGCCCCACGCUCAUCGACUACAACAUCCAGAAGCAGUCGACGCUCCACCUCGUCCUCCGCCUCGGCGGCCCCCCGCAGAUUUUCGUCAAGACCCUCACGGGCAAGACGAUCACGCUCGACGUCGAGCCGUCCGACACGAUCGGCAACGUGAAGCAGAAGAUCCAGGACAAGGAGGGCAUCCCGUCGGACCAGCAGCGCUUGAUCUUCAAGGGCAAGCAGUUCGAGGACGGUCGCACGCUCAGCGACUGCAGUAUCCUGAAUUACUCGACGCUCCACCUCGUGCUCCGCUUGUUGAAGGAACCCGAGCGCGAACCGGAAUCGGAACCCGAACCUGAGUCUGAGCUCGAGCAGAUCGUCGUCAAGACGCUCACGGGCAAGACCAUCACGCUCGUCGUCGAGCCCAGCGACACGAUCGGCAACGUGAAGCAGAAGAUCCAGGACAAGGAGGGCAUCCCGCCGGACCAGCAGCGCUUGAUCUUCAAGGGCAAGCAGUUCGAGGACGGCCUCACGCUCAGCGACUGCAAUAUCCCAAACAAGUCGACGUUCCACCUCGUGCUCCGCCGCCGGCCGCCUCCGCCUCUUGCCGACCUAAGUUGA
Molecule: messenger RNA, 753 nt
Organism: Aureococcus anophagefferens
Lineage: Eukaryota; Pelagophyceae; Pelagomonadales; Pelagomonadaceae
Product: ubiquitin
Exons: 1
Coding region: 1-753 (250 amino acids)
Biological process (GO): protein ubiquitination; modification-dependent protein catabolic process
Cellular component (GO): cytoplasm; nucleus
Molecular function (GO): protein tag activity; ubiquitin protein ligase binding
Source: RefSeq, a predicted model, not a curated record